AUGUGGUCUAACGGACCACAUGACCACCAAAGACUUUCCAGAAAACGAAGACAACCUCAGAGUCUUCCCAGGGAACGCUACCUUAGCAUAUUUAACAAUGUGCCAAGGCAGCCACCACAGCUGGGAAGCCAACGACCACUACGAAAGACACCACCGCUGUGUGGGGAGAAAGCACGACUGCUAGACAGUCCUGGUGAAGGAAGCAGUUUUGCCUGUCACCAAGAAUAUGACAAGGGCCUAACAUCUGCUCCUGUUCAAAGAAGUGUUCAACCUCAGAAAGGAGAUGAAGCUGGCAAUCAAUGGUCAAGAUACAAUCCUUCUGCAAGCCCCCAGAGUUAUAACAGAGACGAGAGAGAGAGCUGGACAAGACAAAGUUUCUACGCUUCCAAGUAUACCAAAGACCAGUCUCCUCAUACAAAGAUUCCUACAUUUUUUGGAGAGUCACUCUCAGGCCAAGAAGCUUCUCCUGUCACUACAUCAUCAAAGGUGUUAGAAGAUAAAUCCAGCAGGCUAACUGAAAAGGAGCUUUGUGAAGCUGUAAGGGCGUGGGCUGCCCAAACCUCUGAGGCAUCACAGGAAAGCGGCAUCUCUGAAUUUGAGGAAGAACUUACAAGACAAUUAUUCAGGAAGCAUCCAGUCCCGCCACCAGCAGAUGCAGAAGACAGCACAGAAGGAUCUGAAGAUAGUCAGCUCGGCAGUUCCUUUAAAUCAAUAGACUCAAAAGUCAAAGAGAUUGAAGACCUUUACCAACUAUACAGUGAAACUUAUGGGAUGGUGGUAAGACAGUUGAUUGAAAAGGAUCCUUCACUUGAAAGGCCUAUACAGUUUUCACUGAGUCAAAAUUUACAAGAAAUAGGUGACAAGCUUCUUAAAGAUCUCAAAGACUUUAUUGCAGAGUAUCAUGCUUCUCAAGAUAAUCGGAAAGUCUUCUUAGGGGCUAUAGUGGUCAGGCAGAAAGAAAAUCCAUUUUAUUGCUGCAAUCUUAAAAUCCUUAAUAAAGUCGUAAUAAAGACAGAAUGCAAGCCAAUAAAGGCUGACGUCACCAAGGUCCCCGGAAGUGUCUCCUCAGAGAGUGGAGGAGGCGAGGCCCAGGCCGCAGAGCCAGAGGCCCCUGGCGUUUGUACCGUGUAUACUGGCGGACAGAAGACAUGA
Molecule: messenger RNA, 1152 nt
Organism: Cavia porcellus (domestic guinea pig)
Lineage: Eukaryota; Metazoa; Chordata; Mammalia; Rodentia; Caviidae
Product: periphilin-1-like
Exons: 3
Coding region: 1-1152 (383 amino acids)
Biological process (GO): protein localization to heterochromatin; negative regulation of DNA-templated transcription; negative regulation of gene expression, epigenetic
Cellular component (GO): nucleoplasm
Source: RefSeq, a predicted model, not a curated record